UAGGGAUGGGCUGGCCAUCCGCUGUCUGCUCUCUGCUCCUGCCGCUGGCCCUGCUGCUGGAGCCCCUCGGAGCCCAGGAGCCCAAGACAUUCCGUAUGGACCCCCGGACGCUGCGGGACGUCCAGCGGGGUCAGGAGCUGAAGCUGCAUUGUGAGACGAUGAGCACUUCCCCGACGGGCUGCUCGUGGCUGCGCCUGACCCCCGGCGCCGUGGUCCCCACCUUUUUGCUCUACCUGUCGGGCAGCAUCCAGAGCGCCAAGGUGUCCCCAGACCUGGACUCCGACCGGUUUGGGGGUUCGAGGUCGUUGAGCACCUACACCCUGACCCUGAAAGAUUUCCAAGAGGACGACCAGGGCUACUACUACUGCGUGGUCCUCCGCAACUCGAGGCUCUCCUUCAGCCCCUUCGUGCCCGUCUUCAUGCCAGUAAAAGCCACCACCGCCCCGGCACCCAAGCCCAAGCCCACCACUCCCGCGGCCACCAACUCUUCCAUCCAGAGUGCGGCAGGAUCUGACAAAUGCAAGUCCUCCAACACCUCAGAAAAGAAGGGACUGGAUUUCUCCUGUGACCUCUACAUCUGGAUGCCCCUGACCGGUGGCUGUGUUGUCUUGUUCCUGGCCCUGAUCACUACCAUUAUCAUCUGCCAGAGGUCACGAAGACGAGUCUGCCAGUGUCCAAGGCCCCUGAUCAGACCAGGAGGAAAGGCUGGCCCAUCGGGGAGAUGCGUUUAGCCCAGGCGAUGGACGUGCGGCCGGAGCUGCCAUGAUGGUGCCCUCUACAAGACUUAUCUGAGAUAUUUCGCCAUAUAAAUUAGCAACCACUUACUUCCCCCUUCUUUUUCUUCUUUCAUCCCUUUUUUUUUGGUUGUUGCUAUUGGGGUUGGGGUGCAUGUCUGGGGGAAUGUUCAUUUUCUCUUCUUUUCUUUUAAUUUGAGCCUAGCAAGAACGAUGAGCUCUGCUGGGGCUGUGGGUGGGCAAGGGCUGAAGGCACAAGAGUGAUGGGAUGCGCCCACUCCUGGACAGCCCCAUGCAUAGUCCUGUCCUCCUGGGGCUGGGGAUGGACUUGCCAAAGGGGUGUCCUGGAACCAGCUCCCGCUAGCUCACACAGGACCAAUUAUAAAGCUCUCGGUGUGAGUCUUUAUGCCUCGAAAAUCAGAAGAGAAAAAGGGAGUAACAACGAAAGCCAGUGCUUGAUGGAUUGUUUUGUCAAUUGUCUACUCGUCAAAUAAUGAUGCAGAUUAAAUUUAAAUGUGUCCUUGAUAUGGUUAUGGAGUAACUGCUGCAAGGAAGAUGCCGAUAAUGAACAGAUGAGAAAUUGGAUCCUAAUGGGGCCUCUGGUACAGUAGAGGCUGGCGGAGAAGGGCAGGGGGGGAGGCAUUGAAGUGGCUGAAGGAGUCUAUUCAGGAAAAUCAUCGGACUGGCUGGAUCACAGAAAACGGGAAUGGCUGAGACGCAAUGGAAUUGAAGUCAGGAAGAUGCGGGGCCAAGUUCUGACUCGUGUAUUGGCUGUGUGA
Molecule: messenger RNA, 1513 nt
Organism: Gracilinanus agilis (Agile Gracile Mouse Opossum)
Lineage: Eukaryota; Metazoa; Chordata; Mammalia; Didelphimorphia; Didelphidae
Gene: CD8A
Product: CD8a molecule
Exons: 6
Coding region: 6-731 (241 amino acids)
Source: RefSeq, a predicted model, not a curated record